AUGAAUGAUGAACAAUGUUCUUGUACCGAUCAUAAUGAAGAAUAUAAAAUAAUGGAAAAUUAUCGUUCAAUGGUUGAUCGAAAACAAAAAUUUGUAUCUAGUUGGAAAAUAUUUGACAACAAUGGAAAAGUAAGUUUUACACCGGGUAGGAAAGUUCGAAAACAUACCGAUGCCCUUAUUAUUCGAUCAAAUUAUAUUUGUCUUAUUAACCCGUGGUAUAAAUAUAUCGAUAUCAAGAAGCAUUUCCUAUCAAUCUUAAGGGAAACUGAUUACUAUAAAAUAUUUGAAAUUAUUUUAAUUGAAUGCAACUGUUCGACAUAUGAAUUAGGAAUUAUUCAGUGUCCAUGUAUUGAACAAUUAAAAACUUAUUGUACAUAUUGUCGAUUGACUUUAGCAAUAGUCGAACAUUCCAAUGCUCGCAUAGUCAAUCCAUUAUUGAAAAAUAUUAGUCAACAAACGAAUAUUUCUUUUUCAUUAGAUUAUUUUAAUGAGGAAAUUUCUAUGAAUGAUGGUUUUUCAAGUCGGCUAGGACCAUAUCAACAUCAACGUACAGUUCAAAUUCAAAUUGACUCAGGACAAGUUCUUCAAGCUAUUCGAGACUACCAAAUAGAUCUGUUCAAAGCAAAGAAACUAAAAAAUGCUCAACAACCAAUAUUUAUUCAUGAAGAUUCUGACAAGUCGCCAAUAGAAACUAAGGUGCGGAAUACAAAAAUUUAA
This is a messenger RNA of Rotaria socialis, 717 nucleotides long. The record is from the annotation of a GenBank genome assembly. NCBI's taxonomy places the organism in Eukaryota, Metazoa, Rotifera, Eurotatoria, Philodinida, Philodinidae.